UUAAUCAGUGAGGAGGAGGAGGAGAGCAGUGAAAUAUUAUUCUUGCUUCUCUGAAGAGGCUGGAGGAGCAUUAAAGUUAACCUGUGCUAGAACAGAGUCUGUUCACCUGCACGUGCAACACAUAUGCUCACUAACACCAUGAAAGGUUUGUGCUGCCUGGUCUUCCUUGGAUUCCUCCUCCUGAAUGAAGGGGUUCUGUAUACCACUGCCAAACAGUUUCAAGAUGUGCUGAGCCAUGGAAAAACUUCUUCACAUGUCAGGUACCAUAAGAAGCUGAAUGGCUGGUCUCCUGAUCAAAACAACUGGAAUGAAAAACUUUAUCCAUCUUGGGAAGAAGGAGAUCCCAGAUGGAAUGACUGCUGGAGAGGAGGAAGAGUGGUAGCCAGAUUGACCACUGACAGCCCAGCUCUAGUGGGCUCAAAUGUGUCCUUUGCUGUGAUCCUAGAGUUUCCCAGGUGCCAAAAAGAAGACAAUGAUAGCAACAUAAUAUAUGACAGGAACUGCAAGAAUGAUUCUACAGACUUUCUUGAUGAUUAUGUUUACCACUGGACUAAAUGGAUUGAUGACUGUGUUUGGAAAAACUGUACAAGCAACAAUACCCACCGUGUGUUCCCAGAUGGGAGACCUUUCCCUCACCAUCCUGGCUGGAGGAGAAGGAACUUUGUCUAUUUGUUUCACACACUUGGCCAGUAUUACCAAAAAACUGCAGGCUCUUCAGCAACUGUUUCAAUCAACACAACUAAUAUUGCCCUUGGCAAACAUCUGAUGGAAGUGCUUGUUUACAGAAGAGGCCAUCGGACAUACGUUCCAGUUGCAACAGCAAGUGCUCCUUAUGUUGUAACAGACCAAAUUCCAUUAUUUGUGAACCUUUCCCAGAAGAAUGACCGCAAUAUCUCAGACUUUAUCUUCAUCAAAGACUCACCUAUUAUAUUUGAUGUCAAAAUCCAUGAUCCUAGCCACUACCUUAAUAAUUCUGCUAUCACCUACAAGUGGAAUUAUGGAGAUGGCAGUGGCUUAUUUGUAUCAAACAGCCCUAUUAUAACUCACACGUAUACACUGGAGGGAAACUUUACUUUUAAUUUAACUGUUCAAGCUAUAAAACCUGUACCUUGUAAGCCAACAACACCUACUCCACCAUAUCCCACUUCAUCAGGGACAAAAACUCCAACUACUACUACAAACAAUACUGCUAUAACUACCAAUCCAUCUGCUAAUCUGGCUUCUCCUACCAGUGCAAGUGUAAUGGAAUACACUCCUGAUGGAGGCUGCCAUAUUUAUAGAUAUGGACACUACAAAGCUGUUAUCUCCAUUUUAGAGGCAAUCCUUGAGGUAAAUAUUAUUCAAAUGACAAGUGUCUCGAUGUCAGUGGCCCAAGCUACAAACACCCUGGUUGACUUCAUUGUUUCCUGCCAAGGGAGUCUUCCUACAAAUGCUUGCACAACGGUUUCUGACCCCACAUGCCAGGUGCCUCAGAAUAUGGUGUGUGAGUCCGUUGAAAUUACUGAUGAAUGCUUAUUGACUAUAAGAAGAGCCUUCAACGAGCCUGGAACCUACUGUGUAAACAUUACAUUGGGUGAUGACACAAGCCAAGCCCUCGCAAGCACACUGAUAUCUGUAAAUGGAGGAUCAUCUUCCAGGACAGCACAAGGUGUCUUGAUCUCCUUUGGUUUCUUGGUGGUGUUUGUGGUCAUUGUGACUUUCCUUCUUUACAAGAGAUACAAAAAGUAUAAACCUAUUGAAAGAAGUACAGGACAAGCCGUGAACCGUGAAGUACUGAGCGUUUACUUCAGCAAUUUCAAAGCAGUUCUUUUUGGUGGAAGCAAUGAGAGGGAUCCUCUGCUGAAAAGCAAACCAAGAAUUGUUUAAAUCUUUAGUCUAACUUCUAAUUGUACACUGUGUAUGGAUGGGGCUUACAUCUGAACUGUGCUUCAAUGAAUGUCUCCGUUAUAUAAGCACAGGGGUCUGGCAAACUGCAAAUGCAUGUAGAUUGAUCAAUAAUAUUUUGUGGCCUCUUUCAGAGAAAUGAAAUAGCUGAGAUUUGCUUAUGAUCUGACUCUAGAAAGCAGAAUAAAUUUAAAAAAGCUAAAUAUUUUGGAGUCUUAAAUAAAGAUUCCCUAGUGCCAAUGUACUUGCUUAUUCCCCUGUUUGUAUGCAUCUCUCAGUCUGUGUUUUGUGAGAUAGAAAGAUUUGGCUAGUAGCCAUUGUGAUCACUUUGUAAAUCUAAAUUACUAGUAUCAGGACAAUAGACAAAGUAGUGCUACUGCCUUUAGUAAAGGUUAGUUUGACUGAUUGGUCCUGAGGAUUCUGAACUGGCAAAGCAAUAGGCAGUAGUGGGUUGUGAUCCUCCAGAGGAGGAGACACACGUUAGGUCUACAGAUGAGGAUUAGGAUAGCAGUGCUUCAUGAAGUUUAAUAGAAUUCAACUGCAAGAGCUUUUCCCCACUUUUCUUACUUUGUUCCAUCUAAAUAGCCAUAAGUUUCUUCCAUUCCCUUCUUUGACUAUUCCCCCAUAUAAAUAAAAACCUCAGGCAGAGUUUUUCCAGCUCCUGCUUUUCCACUAAGAAGCCUAUGAAAUGGUAAAUCCGACAGAUAAAUGUGGCUUUGCUUGCUGCCCUGUGUUAAUUUUCAACUACAAAUCUCCCAUUGAUUUCUUUAGUAAAACCCUGUCUUUUAGCCAGUCACUCUUGUAAUUCCAUGCAUAGAAUUUGGGACUGGGAAUUUUACUGUUGCUGUCUUAGAAAUAAAAACAAGAAUGGAAGUGAAUUAUGGAAAGAGAGUCUUGCUUGUGGAAGCAAGAAGAAGGAUCAGGAGAUGAGUAAAUAGCUAUCAAGGGUCUAAACAGGUGAUUUGAUGCAACAAUUAAAAGUGGAACAAAACUAACUCUUUUAGUCUUUUAGAUGGGUGGUUAAUUUCACUCAAUUAAUUUCUGAAAACCAAUCACUGACAACCUAUACCCUUAGAAUCUGGAGCAUCUUUACAACUUUCUUCGUUCUUGGAGAGAGAGAGAGAGAGAGAGAGAGAGAAAAACCAUAUUUUGCUAUGCUUUUAGUAGCAGUUGCCUGAUGCCAUAAAUGUGACCCAUCACACACAUGCACACAUCUUUUAAUCAUUUGAAAUUUUCAACAAUUGCUCAUUUGUGACACACCUCUGUGACUAGCAGUUGCUCUCACAACUUGCUCCUUUUUUAAUUCUACUGUGGUCAUUUGGAAAAAACAUGAGUAAAAAAAUAUCAAGUUGGUCACUGCCAUGCUCUUAUACAUCUUAUUAUUUGGGCUUGUUGCAGAAAUUACUGGGUGAAGUACUUUGGCAUAUGUAACAAACAGUACAGUCACAGUAAGUUAGACAAGAUUAACUGAAUGGUUCUUUCUGACCAUAACAUCUAUAAAUCUAGGGGAGAAAUUUAAAACAAACAAACAAACAAACAAACAAACAAACAAACAAACAAACAAACUUGAAUGCAACCAAAGAAAGAAUGAAGGAGAUAAAGGAAAAGUCCUCAAUAAGGUUAUUAAGAUUUUUUGACAUAUGCAUUAAAUCCUAGCAAUCUAGCAUUCAUAUUUAUGAAGCAUCUAUCACUUUGGCAUCUAUUGCUAAUUUAACUACAGCCAUACACCAUUCUAACUUGACACAGUUUAUCUAAAGAACCUGAACAAUCUAAUCUGUUUUGAGAAUGCCAGUGCAUAGGGAUGAAGAUGGGUAGGUCAUAUCCCUUAACAUAGGGAUUAUGUUGGGGUGAGGCUAGAGAAAGUGUCACAUAGCCAAAACUCUACUAUGUUCAGUGAUAAUUGGCUAUAAAUUCCACACUGUACUGCUGUGUCCUGGCAAUAAGUGAAUGCCAUCCAAGGCUAUUUUAAGAUGCAAACAAUUCAAGAAAGUUAAAGCUGACCACUGCCUAUCCCCCCCCGGGCACUUUCACUGCGCUGAAUGGAGCUCUGACACAGCUAAUUGACACAUGAAUUUAAUAAAUGCGUGCAGCAUUGAUACCUUAAAUAGGCAUAAGGUGUUGAGUAGAUUAUGGCUGUAGUCUGCAUUUUUCUUGUUCAAAAACUGAAGACUGUAGUUUCAUACCACAGAUAGGAGCUGAAACUUCGUGUGGCAGAGAACAGGAACACUGAUCAUUUAUUUGCAUGUUGAUUAGAAUUCCUUAAAAAAAAAUUCUUCAAAUGCAUUUUUAGCCUUACAGAGAGUAUUAGUAAAACUUGUAUGUACACACAGUCCUAGUUUUCAGAUUAAAAGAGCAAAAUUGUUAAAGAAAAUAUAUAACACAAACUAUGAUCUUAAAUAAAAGUUGUUGUUAUACAUAGUGACAGGAAAGUGGUAAACUGUAUUUUGUCGGUGUUCCUCUAACUUGGAAGAGGGGAGUUUACUGGAUUCCAUGAUUCAACCAAGGAUCCCAGUUCUAGGUUCUAAAUAAAUUUUCUUUUUAAACAGCAACAGCAUGUUACUUCCAGGAGAAUUCAACAAGCUAAGCAAGAGAUCAGAGGCAUCUAACACUCAUUUAUACAAUAAGUAGCAUUCUGCCAUGCUUUGAAAUGUAAUUCAUUUUAUACUUUAACCUAAAUACAUUUAACAGCUUGCAGAAUGUUUUAAAUUUCAUGCCAGCUGAUUAAACUUUUACAACCUUUUAUUUUCUGUCUUUGCUGCAAUAACUUCCAAUAAAUCUAGUUGUAUGUAA
This is a messenger RNA of Alligator mississippiensis (American alligator), 4674 nucleotides long. It is a transcript of the gene GPNMB, whose product is annotated as glycoprotein nmb. The transcript is spliced from 12 exons. Gene Ontology annotation, molecular function: integrin binding. The record is from RefSeq and is a predicted model, not a curated record. Gene Ontology annotation, biological process: cell adhesion. The coding region runs from base 124 to 1866 and encodes 580 amino acids. NCBI's taxonomy places the organism in Eukaryota, Metazoa, Chordata, Crocodylia, Alligatoridae.